GUGAAACCAGGAAUAGAAAGGCUGACAAAAACCGGUGUUGUGUUCACGGAUGGUUCACACGUGGACAACGUUGAUGUGCUGGUUACAGCGACAGGAUAUCUUAAGAGUUUUCCGUUCAUAGAAAGUAAAGAAAUUAGAGAUUCUAUGGAGGAACUUCAAUUGUACAAGUACAUCUUCAACCCAGAUGUACCUACACUCGCUGCUAUCGGUCUCUUCAAAGGUCUUGGGACUCAGGCUAAUGCAUAUGAGAUGCAGUCUCGUUACGUUGUGCGCAUUUUCAGCGGGAAAUUGAAAUUACCAUCGAAAAAUGCGAUGAGAAAAGACAUCAAAGAAGUAUCAGAAAUUAACAUAAGGGAUCACGGCAGCAUUCAUUCAUAUGUGCUUUGGGUGCCGUACAUGCUUGACCUCGCACGGCGCAUUGGCGCUCUACCAAGUUUCUGGAGUUACAUAUUCACGAGCCCAAGAAUUGCGAUGAAGCUUGCUUUUGGCACGUUGUAUCCGUACAUAUUCC
Molecule: messenger RNA, 511 nt
Organism: Anneissia japonica
Lineage: Eukaryota; Metazoa; Echinodermata; Crinoidea; Comatulida; Comatulidae
Product: dimethylaniline monooxygenase [N-oxide-forming] 2-like
Exons: 3
Molecular function (GO): N,N-dimethylaniline monooxygenase activity; flavin adenine dinucleotide binding; NADP binding
Source: RefSeq, a predicted model, not a curated record